Messenger RNA from Amoebophrya sp. A120, 210 nucleotides. NCBI's taxonomy places the organism in Eukaryota, Dinophyceae, Syndiniales, Amoebophryaceae. The record is from the annotation of a GenBank genome assembly.
CCGCUGUUGAGAUACUUCGGGUUUCUCAUCAGCAAUUUUUCCGCGAGCAGAUUUUUAAGCUCGUCCUCGUUCAAUGUUCUCUUAAGGCUUACAGAAGUUAGUUCCUACCCUUGUUCCCGAAAGCUUAGGUUUGAAAAAAAUGGAAGCAAACCGCGAGGGGGGUUUAGCUUGCACACUCUCGCAGUCGCUUGGAAUGGCCGAAGGCCAUGA